GAUAACUGGAGAGCCGGGACUUGCAUAAUUUUGUAGAGUAACGUCCGAACUAUCUACGCAUGCAAAAACAUUACUAACAUUGUAUGUUAGUUUUCUGAGAACGGAGCUGGUUUUCCAAAGAUCCUCUGGAAGUUUUUCAAAAGCUGCUUCCGCUUUUGAAAAGUUCUGCUCAAGUCUUGGCUGUUGAACAGCGAAAAUCGCAGGUCUCUAUCUCAUCCUAUCAAAAGUUAUUCAAAAAGCAACCACCGGUCUGACCAUUUGAAACGGAUAGUAGUUCAGAUACUGUACAUCUUGAAGAUUUCGACUCGCUCCGAUGUGUUUUGCGUGAGUUAUGAAUUAGCUGAAAACAGUCGGAAAAGCCUGGUUUUCAUAACACUUAGGUUUUGCCAAGCUUUAAAACUUUUUCUCAGAACAAACAUUGCCACGAGACUCAGCAUAGUCGAAAACCUAUGUUUUCAUGCAUUCCGAAGGUCUUCAAGCUAACGACAGAAAAGUCCUGAGACUUCAGGAAAAAGAUCUAAAGCGCCCGAACCAAGCAAAAUCAAGCUUUUGCUUAAAGCGUACUUUAUAGAAAACACUUCGGACUAUCUAUCUGUGCAAUAAAAUCGGUAGAUUCCUAUGUCAGUUUGCAGAAAUUCGAGCUGGUUUUCCAACGAUUUCGUAGAAAACCGGUGUUACCGAUAUUUUUGAUAGCAAUCGUGAAAAUAUUGAUUGAAGUGUCCUCUUUCGCUUAUUGAAAAUCAUAAGUUUCUUUUUUUCUCCUUCUGGAGUUGUCUGAAAAACAGCCAGCGACCUUAUAUUUUGGUGCCGAUAGUAUACGAAGCAAAAGAAACUGUUUCAUUAAGGUCACUGGACAAAGGCGACGAUUGGCUACAAAAUAAUGCAUUUUCACUCCUACUCUGAAUUGAUCUACAUUUCUCUAAAAGUAGAAACAUCGCAUUUCCUGAACCUUUUUUCAUUUCAUCAACGUUCAGAUAAACAGAAGAAUCGAGAACCGUAUCGGAGGCAAAAUCAGCUGUUCGAAGAAAAUUAUAAAGCAAUAGGAACAUUUACCAUCUGAAGCAAAAAAUCAUAAUAUGGAGAAAAGAAACCUGCCAGAAGGGAAUCAACCAUUUGAACUAUCUUUUGAAAACUGAUCAGGAACCUGAGUAGAAUAAGGUAAGAAUGAGUUCGUUUGACUGCAUGACAGACUGCCUCUAUCGCAUUUAAAAGUUUUGAAAUUGAUGUAGCCGAUGGUUCAAUAAUACCCAGACGUGUUGAAUAAUAUAUUACACCACUUAAAUACAGUAUUAAGCUUAAAUAUUUGAUUUCCAAGAAUAACAGAAAGCAAUAAAACACAAAAGUGAUUUCUCGGUUAUCCGGUGGUUACUAAAUGCAUAUGCAUUCUGUCGUUUCUUGUCUUAGCUUCAUCAAAUGCAACAUAUUCGAGUAACAGUACUUUAACAAGUUUUAUUUCUCGUCCCAAUCCAUCAAAUUGCCAACUUGAUUUUUCAUCAUCAUCUACUAAUCGAAUACUAUUGCAUUUAUUUAAUCCAUUGAGUACAACAACACAACAAUAUAAUAAUACAUUUAUUGCUAAUUCAACUUGGACAACAUUAACAAUUUCAUUACGUAGUGAUACUAGUUCUUGGUAUUUAUAUGCUGUGUAUAUUUAUGAUCAAACACAAAUAACAGGUCAGAAUAUAUUAUUAAAUGGCGAUUAUGGUACUGGUACAUUAUAUGGUUGGACUAUAAUGCCUUCUACGAAUCCAUUAAUUAGCCCUGGUUCUUAUGUGGUUUGGACGGGUAGUAAAAUUCUUUGUCAAACAUUUCCAACUGUAAUCGGUAAUACAUAUUUAAUUCGAUAUUCAAUGUGGUCUCUCAGUACAACGCCAUAUAUAAUUGCUGCUGUUACAGUUGGUCCAUAUCCAUUGCAAACAAAUACAUCCUCGCCAUUGAGUACACAUCAUGAUUCAUGUGUCAAUCAGUUGCUGUCGAUUGUGCACAAUAUAUAUAAAGCAUUUGAUGAAAAGCAAUCUGUUUUCGGUGUUUUCCUUGACUUUGCCAAGGCUUUUGAUACAGUUUGGCAUAAGGGUCUACUGUCGAAACUUGAAGCUAAGGGAAUACCACCUCUCCUUCUUCAAUGGUUUGAAAGCUAUCUAUUUGAUAGAAAAAUUGUUACAGUUGUUGAAGGUUGCUUUUCAUCAGGAAAAACUAUUAAUAGAGGCGUACCUCAAGGUAGUGUGCUCGGUCCCUUACUAUUCUUAAUCUAUAUUGAUGAUCUAUGUGAUAACCUUGUUUGUGACAUGAAAUUAUUUGCUGAUGAUGCCUCACUGUAUAGGAAAGGAACUGAUCUUCAGCAAAUGGCUUCUGAUUUAAAUAAUGACCUCGUCAUGAUUGAAAAAUGGUCUCAACAUUGGAAGUUAUCUCUUAAUAUAUCGAAGUGUGAAGCAAUGCUAUUCACAUUAAAACCUGUUCCUGCUGUUCUACCGCGUUUAUACAUUGCUAAUAAUCCCGUCAGGCAAACCACUGUUCAUAAACACUUAGGAUUGUUAUUAACUGUAAGGCUAGAUUGGACUACGCAUAUUGAUAAUAUACUACUUAGGAUCAAUAAACUGAUUGGACUAUUAAAAUUGCAUAGUCGUGUGUUAAAUCGACAAGCAUUAGAUGUAAUUUAUAAAUCCUUUGUUCUACCGUGUUUUUCUUAUGGAUGUGUUGUUUUCAGUAAUACUACUGAAUAUAACUUACAACGUCUUCAGAGCGCCCAAUAUCGUGCAGCAUUA
Molecule: messenger RNA, 2762 nt
Organism: Didymodactylos carnosus
Lineage: Eukaryota; Metazoa; Rotifera; Eurotatoria; Philodinida; Philodinidae
Source: the annotation of a GenBank genome assembly